Messenger RNA from Caenorhabditis sp. 36 PRJEB53466, 413 nucleotides. The record is from the annotation of a GenBank genome assembly. NCBI's taxonomy places the organism in Eukaryota, Metazoa, Nematoda, Chromadorea, Rhabditida, Rhabditidae.
AUGGCAACCAUUCGUCGCCGAACCGAAUUCGAACGGCAACGUCCCCGUCCCCGUCUCCGUUCCAAUCUCUCUCCUGUUCAGAAAGUACGUUUGAGCAUAGUUUAGGAAAUUCAUAAUUUUUUUCAGGCUUUCUGCGAGCAGGUCCUCGGGAUGAGCCGCCGUUUCCUGGAGAGCCAGGUGAGCGACUAUAGUUGUUUGUCGGCGUAUUCAGACGAUUUCAGGAUGCCCGCUACGUCCAUCCGACUCGUCUCCUGCAAGAAAGGCAUCAGAUCGCGUGCCUGGAGGACAUCCUCGAGCUGGCCGACCGACCGGCAAACGACAUCGACGCGGCGGUCAUCCGAAUGGCAUUUCUGACAAUCCAACAUCUGCGUGGUCUGGUUCAACUUCCUCCACUCAUUCCGCCAAUUAACUAA